Molecule: messenger RNA, 4003 nt
Organism: Oryzias melastigma (Indian medaka)
Lineage: Eukaryota; Metazoa; Chordata; Actinopteri; Beloniformes; Adrianichthyidae
Gene: pag1
Product: phosphoprotein membrane anchor with glycosphingolipid microdomains 1
Exons: 8
Coding region: 325-1647 (440 amino acids)
Biological process (GO): intracellular signal transduction; negative regulation of T cell activation
Cellular component (GO): membrane raft; plasma membrane
Source: RefSeq, a predicted model, not a curated record
CCCAGUUGUCUGGACACGCCUCCUCGCACCGGCGUCCGCCCGACCGGGCUGCAGUCUCUGCUGGCGGUCCAGCCACUGAGCAGAACAGCGGGAGCUGGAGUCCUCCGCGGCUGUCGUGUCCCUGGUGAACCGCAUCACAGCCAAACCACAUCAUUCUCCUUCGCUCUUUUAAUGUAGCGGAGAAAAACCAAACAAAACGUCAAACGCUCCUGAAGCAGGCGGAACCCACCAGAAUCUAGCGGGCGAAUGCUGGUUUGUUCGGGACCACCGCAGAUUUCUGCUGGUACCUGUCCGAUGCCGUCUCCCCCCACAGUGUGAUGUGCCAUGGCUCCGGCGCUGAGCAGUGUGUGGUGGGGACCGGAGGCGGGCGUGGUGGGCUCGCGGGCGGCAGCUGACGCCAGCGCGACUGCGGUGUUGGGGAACGAACAUCUGCUCCUGGUCGUCACCCUCAGCAUCCUCACUGCGGUGCUGCUGGGCUCUCUGCUGGUGCUCCUCUGUGCCAGCUGCCAGGGGCAGAAAAAAGCAGCAAACACCCAUGUGUUAGGAGACCAUGAGAACCUCAUGAAUGGACUGUCGGAGAGAGAGACGGCCAGCCAAUCAGCAGACAGUCCUCAGACUGACGGGGCAGUCAGCACCUCGCACAACGGUCCUCUCACCAGCGGUACAAUCCUCACAGAGACACAGGACACCAGUCCCCAGCUGUCUGAGGAGAUGCUCUCCAGCCAAUCAGAGCUCAGGUCCUCCAAGUGUCCUCAGGACCGAGAGCUUCCCAGCAUCCCUCCCAGUAACGCCCUUAUAGGGGAGCAACCCCCAGCAUCAGGGGACAGCCCUUAUGAGGUGGUAAAGGAGAUGGUGGCUGGCUCACGCGACGUCACCACUGAGGACUCACUGUAUGAGACUGUUAAAGAACUGAAGGACCCGCAUGUGCAGCCUCACCCUUCUAAUGGUACCGCCACUCAGCCGAGCCCCGAAGAAGCCCCCCCUCCCGCUCCUCUCCUCAACGGCCAUGCCAGCCCCGGCACGCCUGAGCGCGGGCCGCUGUGUGACAGGGUGGAGUACGCCUCCGUGGACCUGAAUAAGAAGAGCCGCCACAGCGCCGACAUGGAGGCCAAGAGGCGCUCCGAUCAGGCCGCCGCUCCCUCCCGCGAAGCACCAGAAGAGCUACCGCCACCUGUACCAGAGAAGGUUCUGGACGAAAAUGACAACCAGCCGGUGGUUACAAACGGGGCGGGAGGUGCCGGGAUCCAAAACGGGGAGUUACACUCCCCUCUGUCUCCAGGCUUCAGCAACCACAUUCUGUCAGACAAUGAGUCAGCUCUGUACUCUACGGUCAACAAAACAAACUGUGACAGUACUGUUAGUGAGGACGACAAGGAGCACGACUACAGCAGCAUCGCGGAGAUCAAGGGUAUGGUCACGGCCUCGUCCUCCAGUGACCUCUACGCCACUGUCCAAGACUUCGACACGCCGCCUGACGAAACCACGCAGGGCCACGACCCCGUUGUUGAGUACAUGUAUCAUGGCUACGAGACCAUCCACAUCCCAAAGUCAGCCAGCGCGGAGGCAGGAGGAGAUGCAGCCAGAGCUGAACCUGACUACGAGAGCGUGGCGGAGCUGGGACUCUUUCCUGAAAUGUCCCGCCUUUGAGUCCGCUGUGGAAGGAGAAUUUGCCUCAGGACACCAAAAGAAUCAGCUCUUUCCAGCUUCAAAUAUCAAGGACUUAAGUCCUCACUGCAGCUUGGGUACAGUUAAUCACAUCCUAACCUCUUUCAUUUAUUUCUCGGGGUAAAUAUCCGUGGUACUAGUCGGCCUUAACAUCAUUAUGAAUUGAGAAGAAAGCAACACUUUUAGCUUGACUCGGUGCCAUAUUUAAGCACUUAUUUGUAUGUGAAGGUUAAAUCCUCCACUGCAGCUUAGCCUCCUCAAUGGUUUCUACAUGGUUCCUUUUUCUUUGAGUUCCUCUAACUUCCCAGAACUUGUUCCUUGGGAUUUAAAAAAACAAACAAAAAAUAAAUCCAUGCUUGAUCAUGACAGGAUAAACCCCUGCAGAAAUAAACGCAAACAUAAAAUGCACAGAAUUUUUAACACCAAACAGUUUUAAAUGAUUUUUAAAACUUUCGAAGUUCAUUUGUAAUUCAUAUUUAUUUAAAAGUGUUUUAGUAUAAUAUAAUCAUAAAGCUAAAUGUGUUUGUGUGAGAAGUUUAGAUAGUUUUUAUAGGAGUUUGAUAAUAGGAUUCAAACUGAAAGGGAGUUGCGACGUUACUGACUGUUGGGUACUAUUUAAGAAGUUCAUGUUUAAAGACAAAAAGAAAAGAUUUUUAUGGUUUGCACACAAGCUGAAGUACUUAAAUUACUUAUUAGGUUACUGUCUUGGUCUUAUUCUUGGUACAAAAACUGUCUUCGCUGGCAUUAAAGCACAAAUUCAAGGUACUGGACGCUUUAUGAAAACUACAAUCCAGUUACAUUCCUGCUCAGUUUUAACAUAUUAAACUAAAUCCAUCUUUUUGUAGCUUGGACUGAUGACAUGCCGGUUGUAUAUAGUUAAAAGCACUAUUUUAACCAACUGUUUCUCGCUGGAUAUUUGAUGUUAACCUUUUAUCGUUCCAAAAUGGUAUCAUUUUAAGAAUAAAUGUAUGAAGUGCACUGAUGUAUGUCGAACUGUAGGAAAUCUUAUUUUUUUAUUUUAUUUUUUUUCCAUUGUGACUCUAUCUAGUUACCAAUCCAAUGUCGGACGUGGUACACUUCUUAUGGUACAAAAAUGCUAAAAAGUGUGGUACUAAAAGCUAAACUGAUGCUUCAAUAAUGUCUAUCGGUGUUUAAUAUGAAGUUAACAGCCUGUGAACUUUGCUGUAAAUGCUUUGCUGUCAUAAUGUCAUAUUCCAGCCACCUUAAAAUGCUGCAUUUUAUUAUUAUUAUUAUUAAUAUUUUGAAUUUCAGUUUAAGUUUUAUUUGACAUGUUUUGUUUGCUGGUUAAGCCCAGUCUGGAUUCAAAAAUGCUUUAAAACAAACAAACAAACAUGUCCCUGUGGUGAUGAAGAAUUUAAAAUCCACUCAUGUAUGAAGAGGAGAAUCACAUAAAUAAUGCAUCAUUUUGUAUCCAUAUAUUGACGUGGCUAAUUGGACAUGAGAUUUAUGUUUGAUCAGAAAAAUGCCAUAAAGAAUCUCUAAGGAAAUGCAAAAGGAGAGGCUUUAGUGCCAAAUCUAAUCACCACACACCGACCUUUGUUAAUAGACACUUACCUAAAACCACUUAAGCUCUCUAGCUGUGUAUGUUGGCCAUUUAAACCCAUGCACUCCUCUUAAGGAAGGGGCUGUGAUUGAGGGCUGCAGAAGCCCCCCUCAGUGGCUUCUCCCUCAGCGCUACUUCUCCCCUAAUGAGACCGUUUGUCCCACCAACAACCAGACAAUGCGAAGCGUUCACUCGCCUUUGAUCGAAGGGCAAAGCCUGUUUUGGCAGUUAUGAGCACAUCUGUCACUCCACUGUGUCCAGUUUCCUUUCUGUGCAUGUAAAUAUUUUAUGACGUGAUUUGUUUGAUUCAAAUCUAAAUAAAAAGAAAGUGUCUCAUGUUGGCUUGCUAUUUCAAGUAAGUGUUUUACGUUGCUCAGGAUUAAAAUCAUAUGGCCUUUAUUUUUCCUUCAUUAGCAAGUUUUUGAAACUAUUUUAAACACUUUCCCAGUGGUCUUUUAAUUAUGAUUAUGCCAUUUUUAGCCAAAAUAAUAUUUUUUAAAAAGUUAGCAUCAAAGUAAUGAUGUAUCCUUAAAAUGAGGUUAUGUGUACAUAUGGAGUAGUCAACAAUAUAAAAAAUAAUGGAAAGAAUGUUUUAAAAAAGAAGCUAAGGAACAUUUAAAAAAAGUUUACUCCAGCAUUAAAUUGGUCAAAGGGUCAUUGGGUAUUUGGCUUGUAAAAGCAGUUAGAAUAUCUGGGGGAAACUGGGUGUACUGAGAGUUUAAAUGUACUCCGAGCUCCUAAAAUUCUAAAUAAACUAUGCUAUCCUCAUAUCAA